CCAAAAGGAAAAAACUACAGAAUUUACAUGUGGUAGAUGUGGAGGCAGCCACAAGCCAAAGUCUUGUCCAGCAUUUGGAAAAUCCUGUAACAACUGUGGAAAAAAUAACCAUUAUGCAAAAUGUUGCAGAGCCACAUCAAAACAGAAAGUUCACACAGUUGAAGAAGAUGACGAUAACGAGGAGUUUAUCGUGGAUGUGGUACAAGCUUGUACAGCAGAAAAGGAAGAAUGGAUCGUGCCAAUAACAGUGAAUGACACAAUUAUACUGUUCAAGUUGGAUACAGGUGCACACACAAACCUAAUAUCAAUGGAAGACUACAAAACACUGAAGACAAAGAGCAAAAUUCGUCCUGUAAAAACUAGAGUGAGUGGAUACACUGGAGAACGUGUUCCUGUUCGAGGUGGAUGCAUUGCAACUUUCAAACACAAAGAUCGGCAGAUUAGAGCACAGCUACUGAUUGUGGAUAUGAGUGUACAACCAAUCCUGGGACUCAGUGCAUGCACAAAGCUCAAUCUGGUCAAAAGAGUGUUUGUUGUGACAUCUUCAGAAGCGGAAAAUGCUCAGGAUGUACUCAUGGAAGAGUAUAAGGACUGUUUUGAAGGACUUGGAUGUCUUCCUGGACUACAUAAAAUACGUCUUGAUCAAAAUGUGACACCUGUUGUACACCCUUGUAGGAAAGUUCCGUUUGCGAUGCGAAAAAAGCUGAAAGAUGAAUUAGAGCGCAUGGAAGAACUCGGAGUCAUCAAGAAAAUUGAUGAACCAACUGAAUGGGUCAGCUCACUGGUUGUUGUACAAAAGAAAUCAGGUGCGCUGAGACCAUGCCUGGAUCCAAGGGACCUAAACAAAGCAAUCAUGAGAGAACAUUUCAAGUUACCAACCAGAGAAGAAAUCAUGGCACAAUUUGCUGGAGCUAAAUGGUUCAGUAAAUUAGAUGCUUCGUCUGGCUUCUGGCAAUUGAAGCUAGAUGAGGAGAGUUCCCGACUGUGCACGUUCAACACCCCAGAUGGGAGAUACAGGUUUCUCCGGUUGCCGUAUGGUAUCUUGUCAGCACCAGAAGUCUAUCAUAAGACUAUUCACAUGAUUUUUGAGCACAUACCUGGAGUAGAGACCAUGAUGGAUGACAUCAUCGUAUGGGGCUCAACUCGAAAAGAACACGACGAAAGACUGAGACAAGUGCUAGACAAGACGAGGGAGGUGAACCUGAAACUUAACAAAGAAAAAUGUGAGUUUGCAGUGAAAUCACUGACCUUCGUGGGAGAUGUGAGCGAAGAGGGAGUGAAGCCAGACCCGAGAAAAACUUCGGCAAUCAACAACAUGGACAGACCAACCAACAAAGAUGAGGUGAGACGGUUCCUCGGAAUGGUGACAUAUCUCGCCAAGUUUGUCCCUCAACUGUCCACACAGUCAGCACCUCUCAGGAGUCUUCUCGAACAAAAGAACGAGUGGAUGUGGUCCCAUGAGCAUGAACAAUGCUUUCUAAAACUGAAAGAGAUUCUAACAAGAGAGCCCGUGUUAAAGUUCUAUGACCCGGAGAAGAGCACCAGGAUUUCGGCAGAUGCAUCACAGUUUGGUCUGGGAGCAGUGCUGCUGCAGCAACAUGACGAGCAGUGGUCACCUGUCGCGUAUGCAUCGAGAGCCUUGACAAGCGCCGAGUCCAGGUACGCUCAGAUUGAGAAAGAGCUGUUGGCGAGUUUGUAUGCAUGUGAGCGUUUCCAUCAGUAUGUCUACGGUCAGAGGUUUGAAGUGGAAACUGAUCAUAAACCCUUAGUGUCCAUCAUGAACAAACCCUUGAAUGACUGUCCGGUACGCAUACAGCGUAUGCUAAUCAGGCUACAAAAGUACGACGUGCACAUGAUAUACACACCAGGUAAAUACAUGUACGCCGCCGACACCUUGUCUCGAGCAAUAGACAAAGAAGAACAUGCAGACAGUGAGAAAAGCACAAAAAUACAGGCAUAUGUGGACAUGGUCGUGUCAUCCUUGCCUGUGACUGCGGACAGAACAGAACAAAUACGGAAAGAGACAAUCGCAGAUAACACCAUGAAAGAACUCAAGAGCACGAUACUAAAAGGGUGGCCGGACAACAAAAAGAAUUGUCCUGAGAAAAUACAAGAUUAUUGGAAUUGCAGAGCAGAGCUUACGGUGGUGGAUGACCUUGUACUGAAAGGAAGCAAAUUUGUAAUUCCAUCCUCACUACGCAAACAAAUGCUCCAGAAGAUACAUGAAGGUCACCUCGGAGAAGUCAAGUGUAAACGUAGGGCGAGAGAAGUGAUGUAUUGGCCAAGAAUCAACCAAGAUAUUAGCCAGACAACAGCAGCAUGUGAACUGUGUCGCAUCUACAGGCCAAAACAACAAGCAGAGCCGCUGAUGAACCAUCCAGUACCCCACAGACCUUACCACAAGGUAGGAACUGAUCUGUUUGACCUUGAUGGAAAGAGCUACAUAGUAGUCACCGAUUACUUUUCCAACUAUCCGGAAGUUGGUGCUCUGCAGUCAACAUCAAGCAAGGCAAUCAUCAGCUAUCUGAAGGCAGUGUUCGCCAGACAUGGUGUCCCAUGUGAACUGUUUUCAGACAAUGGACCUCAGUUUACCAGCCACGAGUUUGCUCACUUUGCCAAAGAAUGGGGUUUCCAUCACUCCACGUCAAGCCCCAUGUAUCCAAGGUCCAACGGCUUGGCGGAGUCCUCUGUAAAAACGAUUAAAACUAUGAUGAAAAAAUCACAAGACAGAGAUAACUUUCAAAAGAAUCUGCUGAUAUACCGGAGUGCACCUCUACAAAAUGGGCUGUCACCAGCUCAAAUGCUGAUGGGUCGCCGCAUUCGUUCCAACCUACCAGUGUCAGAAGACCUGCUGACACCCAAGAGCGCAUGCAGAGUCCAAAAGUCAAAGGAGGAGCAAAAGGCAAAACAGAAAAGACUGCAUGAUCGUUCAGCAAAACACUUACCUGUGCUGAAGCCUGGAGACGUUGUGCGCCUCAGGGACAUUCCUACAGGGACAUGGAAACAGAAGGGACAGGUGGAAGAGGAAGUUGCUCCACGCUCUUACAAGGUCCUGGUGGGAAAUGGCCUAACUCUGAGGAGGAAUCGCACGGAUCUACAACUACAGUCAUCAGUGGAGGGUCCUGCGGUUCAAGACACUCUUCCACAAGACACAGUUGGUUCGGGGGAGUCGACUGACACAGGGCCUGUUCAAGCUGACCAUGAUAUGACAGCAGUGUCAACGUCACCAGCUGUUGAAAGGAUGUCAAGACCUAAGAGACAUGUUCAGCCUCCAAAAAGGCUAAUUGAAAGUUGUUUUAAAAAAAAAAAAAAAAAGUUUGUCUUUAUGCUUGCAGUUCUAUGAUAAGGAUAUUGUUGUGAAAAAACAAACAAAAAAAAAACAAAACAAACUGUAACAUCACCUUGUUUUGAAGGGUAAAUAUAAUUUCCUUAUGUGAUAAUAUUAUUUCUUUAAAGGGGGGAAGAUGUGGUGUUAUGAGUAGAAUAACAUAAGAACUUCAUUUCCCAGCAUGCCACAGUAGUUAGGUUGCA
Molecule: messenger RNA, 3531 nt
Organism: Hippocampus comes (tiger tail seahorse)
Lineage: Eukaryota; Metazoa; Chordata; Actinopteri; Syngnathiformes; Syngnathidae
Exons: 1
Coding region: 308-3343 (1011 amino acids)
Biological process (GO): DNA integration
Molecular function (GO): nucleic acid binding
Source: RefSeq, a predicted model, not a curated record